AUGCCCACUCUCUGUGAUGAUUUAAUGAUAAAUCUUGGCAGAACUUAUCAUAAGGAGGGUGAUAUGAAAUCAGUCAUUGAAAUCUAUCAACAAGCGGAAAAAAUGCAAAAUAGGUUAACAAGUGGUCGUGACAGAAGUGUACUUACUCUAAAUCUUUACAUGGCCGAGUCGUUCGCUGAAUCUGAUCAACGUGCAAAUGCAGUGAAAUAUAUAAAACGAGCGGUAGAGCUUGGCCACAAGCUAUUUGGUAAUCGUAAUCUCAGCAUUAAGUUGGCGGAAAUCUAUGCGUUUGCAGGCCAUGUAUACGGACUUUGCAGUUUGGAUGAUGAAGCCCUUUCUUUGUUAAAUCGAAGUUUGGAGCUGCUUCAAAUUCUACUUGGCGACAAGCCCCAUCCAGGUAAGAUGGAAAGAAUUUUUUUAGGUGUUAAAUAGCCCAAACGAUGAGAUCGAUUGCAAUAUGAAAUCAAGAAUAAGAAUGGCUAAAUAAUUUAAAUAGAUACGUGUGUUUAAAUACAAUGGCAUCGGUAAAGCUUGAGAGUUUAAUUAAGGACAAUUCUGCACGACUUCUGAAUCCGUUUGUUUUGGAAUAUUAAUCUUAAACCUUUUACUUUAUUUUUCUUUACUUGUCCGUUUAAUUUAAACAACUUAAUUAUCCAUUAGGUCUUUCCGCAUGUCAAACAGUAAAUUGAACUGACUGGUGUUUUUUUUUUACAUUCAGUUAAAGUGAAUGCUCGGAUGAGAUUGGGGUUUCUCUUUUAUCAAAAACAUCAAAUGAGUAAAGCGGUAGAAAGCCUCGAAAACGGUUUAAGACAAGCAAGAAUUGUCUACCACGGGAAAAACCGUCUCCCAAUCGCUGACACGCUAGCACACCUUGGAGCUGCACUAAGGAGUGAUGGAAAGUUCAAAGAAUCACUCGCGUAUUUUCAAGAUGCAAAAGAAGUCACAGAUGACAUCUUCGGACCAGAUUACGUGCACCCUAACACUUCGGCUAUCCUCAGUAAUUUGGCACUAGUUUGUCAAGAACUUGGUGAUUUGAAGCAAGCUAAGGAAUACGGCACCAAAUCCGUUGAUGUAGACAGAAAACUUAGUAAAACAAUAGAUGGAUGCCCAUCUGUUGCAUUCCGACUUCAUACCCUAAGUGAGAUAUGCCAUGCCAUUGGAGAGCAAGAUGAAGCAGUAAAGCGUUUAGAAGAAGCGAAAGCUAUUUUACAAGCGGCUAGUUCUAAACAUGCCCUCCUGGUGAUGAUAUUAAGUGAGUUGAUGAUACGAUAUUACCUUAUGGGGUCCAUGGACAAACUAGUAACGACUGCCGAGAACUUUCCAGAAAAUUAUAUUGAUCGUCUAAUGGAAAUACUCGAGAUGCUGACGAAUGACGAUGGAAGUCUCAUGCUCAGAUUUACCAACUAUAGAAAUUUUCAACAGUUACCUGCUUUGAUUCUAGGAAAGG
This is a messenger RNA of Paramuricea clavata, 1447 nucleotides long. Lineage: Eukaryota; Metazoa; Cnidaria; Anthozoa; Malacalcyonacea; Plexauridae. The record is from the annotation of a GenBank genome assembly.